Aspergillus japonicus CBS 114.51 is the source of this 1254-nucleotide messenger RNA. RefSeq lists its product as uncharacterized. The transcript has a single exon. NCBI's taxonomy places the organism in Eukaryota, Fungi, Ascomycota, Eurotiomycetes, Eurotiales, Aspergillaceae. Bases 298 to 1113 code for a protein of 271 amino acids. The record is from RefSeq and is a predicted model, not a curated record.
UUUAGGAAGAGAGAGUGUGUGCAGUGUGUUGCAGGCACGUCUUUUCCGAGCUGGCGGACUGGCCGGUCCAUGGAUCGUAGGCUGGUCACCUGAGCGAAGAGUCCCUCCCGGUGAAUUUCUGCUUCUUCACCUCCGCACGUUUGCUUCUCCCGUCGACUCACCUGCAUUCCUUAUUACUUGCCCUACCACCAUGCUGCUGAAGUGACUGCAGCGACUACACUUCCUUGAGAAUGGACAGUCGCAGGCAGAAGAGGUUCGAGCUCCGCGUCUCUGCCUGAUCCUCCCUCCCCCCCAACCAUGGCCAACGACUCCGCGCCCAUCCAGGGCAUCGCCGGCCACUACACCGGCGACAGCUUAGCUCUCCAAGCGACACUAGCGACCUUGCUCGGCUGCGCCCUGUACAGCGCUCUCGAACUCAUCCUGCUCAUCUUCGUGACCUUCCACCACUACGCGGGGCUCUACUUCUGGAGUCUCCUCCUCUCGACCAGCCUGGGCAUCGUCCCGCAGUCGCUGGGCCUCCUCCUGAAAUACUUCAAGCUGGCGCCGAUCUACCUGUCCGUCACGCUGACGACCUUCGGCUGGGCGAUCAUGGUGACCGGGCAGUCGGUGGUGCUAUACUCGCGGCUGCACCUGGUGGUGCGCAACGCGGUGGUGCUGCGCAGCGUGCUCACGAUGAUCGUCGUGGACGCGAUCAUCAUCCAGAUCCCGCACAUCGUGUUCUCGUACGGCGUGAUCGCCGACGACUCCGGGAGCCGCUACAUGCGCAUCUACACCAUCUGGGAGAAGCUGCAGAUGACCGUCUUCUUCACCCAGGAGGUCAUCAUCUCCGCCAUCUUCCUCGUCCAGACCGUCCGCCUGCUCACCCUCUACCCCAACCGCAGCAAGCGCCGCUCCCUCAUCAUGUACCAGCUGCUGGGCAUCAACGCCGCCAUCAUCCUCAUGGACAUCUCCCUGCUCGUCCUCGAGUACCUCAAUAUCUACAUUAUUCAGGUCUCGCUCAAGACUUUCUUCUAUACCAUCAAGUUCAAGCUGGAGUUCGCCGUGCUGUCGCGGCUGGUCUCGUUCGUGAACUAUGAGCCCGAGCAGGACUCGGCGAUGACGGUGCUGAGUUAGGGUGUCGGGAGACUUUCAUCGAUUCAGGUAAUCGAUGGUAAAUAUUAUAAUGCAGAUAUCAAUAAUGGUUGUCACGGUUUCAAGAGCUGGGGCCUUCAGAGCCUUAUGGCUCAGUUCAGGCCGGUCGGAUUCAAGACGCCC